Capsicum annuum is the source of this 492-nucleotide messenger RNA. RefSeq names its product laccase-5-like. The transcript has 3 exons. The record is from RefSeq and is a predicted model, not a curated record. Lineage: Eukaryota; Viridiplantae; Streptophyta; Magnoliopsida; Solanales; Solanaceae. Gene Ontology annotation, molecular function: copper ion binding; oxidoreductase activity. The coding region runs from base 45 to 308 and encodes 87 amino acids.
AUCUCCUACUAAUACUCGACUGAGUUUUAAAAAUAAGGAAAACAAUGGAGGUCUUCAAAAGCAUCGCGAAGACUUCGAGUUCUUUCUUUGUUGUAUGCAUUUUGCUUCUCUUUGCAAAUGCAGCAUCUGAGAAAACUCACUACCAUGAUUUUGUUAUUCAAGCAACACCGGUGAAGAGGCUAUGCAAUACACGUAACACCAUCACGGUGAAUGGACAAUUUCCUGGACCAACAUUGGAAGUAAACAACGGAGAUACUCUAGUGGUUAACGUUGUUAACAGAGCUCAGUACAAUGUCACCAUUCACUAGCACGGGGUUAGGCAAAUCAGAACAGGAUGGGCCGAUGGGCCUGAAUUUAUCACUCAGUGCCCAAUUAGACCAGGAAAGAAUUACACUCACCGGUUUAUCAUUCAAGGACAGGAAGGGACUCUUUGGUGGCACGCCCACAGCUCAUGGCUCAGGGUAACUGUUUAUGGAGCUUUAAUUAUCCACC